GUCUACGUCGGCGCGCGUCCCGCGGCUCCCAAGUCCCCAAGUCGUGUCCGCAUACCCUCAGAGAAGCUUCUCCCAGACCACUGCCCGCGCCCACCUGUCGCUGGGGACUUCUGCUGUCCCGCUUCUCCUUGGACCAGGUCUUUCCGCGGGUGCCCUUGGGACUUUCUGGUGCUGCGGUCCCUGGAGAUACCCGGGGUGCAGGGGACCCUGCUUGAGACAGGAAGCCCCACCCUCCAGAGCAGAAUGGGGCCGCCGGAAGGGGUCGAUUGGACAGUCAUCAUCCUGACCUGCCAGUAUAAGGACAGUGUCCAGGUCUUUCAGAGAGAGCUCGAGGUGCGGCAGAAGCGGGAGCAGAUUCCUGUUGGGACGCUCUUACUGGCUGUUGAGGACCCCGAGGUACGCGUGGGCAGCGGAGGAGCUACCCUCAAUGCGCUGCUGGUGGCUGCUGAGCACCUGAGUGCCCGCGCAGGUUUCACUUGUGCAUUAAUAGAAGCAAGAUGUGAAAGAGAAAAUACAAGGAAGGAAGCUGGUGUGAGCUCUCACUGUGAGGCCUUGUCUUUUCCCAUGAAGUCUAAAGUCGCGCUCCCCUGGACUCUGCCACCCGGCCUCUGUGCACUGGGACUGAGAUGUGACUUCCCCGGGCAGGACAUGUGGUCACAUCUGACGUCCUGCACUCGGCCUGGAUCCUCAUCCUGCACAUGGGCCGAGACUUUCCCUUCAAUGACUGUGGCCGGGCCUUUACCUGCCUCCCUGUGGAGAACCCCCAGGCCUCUGUGGAGGCCUUGGUCUGCAACCUGGACUGCUUACUGGACGUGAUGACCCACCGGCUGGGCCCAGGCUCCCCACCAGGCGUGUGGGUCUGCAGCACCGACAUGCUGCUGUCUGUUCCUGCAAACCCUGGAAUCUGCUGGGAUGGCUUUCGGGGAGCCAGAGUGAUCGCCCUUCCUGGGAGCCCGGCCUAUGCUCUGAAUCAUGGGGUCUACCUCACAGACGCCCAGGGCAUUGUUUUGGACAUUUACUACCAGGGCACUGAGGCAGAGAUACAGCGAUGUGUCAGAGCUGAUGGGCAGGUGCCACUGGUUUCUGGCAUUGUUUUCUUCUCUGUGGAGACUGCUGAGCACCUCCUGGCCACCCACGUGAGCCCACCCCUGGACGCCUGUACCUAUAUGGGCUUGGACUCCGGAGUCAGGCCUGUCCAGUUGUCUCUGUUUUUCGACAUCCUGCUCUGCAUGGCUUGGAACAUGAGCAGAGACAACUUCCUGGCUGGGCGGCCCCCAGAGAUGGGGCAAGGUGACAUGGAUGCAGCAGAUUAUCUGCAGGGUGCCCGGGCCCAGCUGUGGAGAGAGCUUCGAGAUCAGCCCCUCACCAUGGCCUAUAUUCCUGACGGCAGCUACAGCUACAUGACCUCCUCAGCCAGUGAGUUCCUGCACAACUUCACACCGCCUGGGGAACCCAGGGUGCAGAUCGUCCACUCCCAGGUGGAGGAGCCACAGCUUCUGGAGACUGGGAGCUCUGUGGUCAGCUGCCUGCUGGAGGGCCCUGUCCACCUCGGGGCAGGGAGUGUCCUGCAGCAUUGCCACCUGCGGGGCCCUAUUCACAUUGGCACCGGCUGCUUCGUGAGUGACCUGGACACAGCUCAGUCCGAGGCUCUUCGGGGCCUGGAGCUACACGACCUUGUCCUACAGGGACACUGCGUGCGGCUUCCUGGCUCCCUGGGUCGUGCCUUCACCCUUGUUGGCCGUCUGGACAGCUGGGAAAGACAAGGGGCAGGCACAUAUCUCAACAUGUCCUGGAGUGAAUUCUUCAAGAAGACGGGUAUCCGAGACUGGGACCUGUGGGACCCAGACACGUCCCCCACUGAGCAUCACCUCCUCAAUGCCCGCCUCUUUCCUGUGCUGCACCCCUCGAGGGCCCCAGGGCCCCAGGACAUGCUGUGGAUGCUGGACCCCCAGGAGGAUGGAGGCAAGGCUCUGCGGGCCUGGCGAGCCUCUUGGCGCCUGUCCUGGGAGCAGCUGCAGCCACACCUGGACCGGGCUGCCACAUUGGCCUCCCGCAGGGACCUAUUCUUCUGCCAGGCCCUGCAGAAGGCGAGGCAUGCACUGGAGACCCGGCAGGACCUCAGCCUGCGCCCUUUAAUCCGGGCUGCUGUGCAUGAGGGCUGUCCUGGGCCCCUGCUGGCUAUGCUAGACCAGGUUGCAGCAGGGGCCAGAGACCCUGGCGUGGCAGCUCGGGCUCUGGCCUGCGUGGCAGAUGUCCUGGGCUGCAUGGCAGAGGGCCAGGGAGGCUUACGGAGUGGGCCGGCUGCCAACCCAGAGUGGAUGCGGCCCUUUUCAUUCCUGGAGUGUGGCGACCUGGCAAGGGGCGUGGAGGCACUUGCCCAGGAAAGGGACAAGUGGCUGAGCAGGCCAGCCCUGCUGGUGCGAGCAGCUCGCCAUUAUGAAGGGGCUGGGCAGAUCCUGAUCCGCCAGGCUGUCAUGACGGCCCGGGACUUUAUCUCCAUGGAGCCAGUACAGCUGCCGGCACCUGGGCAGUGGGUGGUGGCUAAGUGUCCAGCCCGUGUGGAUUUCUCUGGGGGCUGGAGUGACACACCACCUCUUGCCUAUGAGCAUGGUGGGGCAGUGCUGGGCCUGGCUGUGCGAGUAGACGGCCGCCGGCCCAUCGGGGCCAGGGCACGCCGCAUCCUGGAGCCUGAGCUGUGGCUGGCUGUGGGGUCUCGGCAGGAUGAGAAGGCUGUGAAGAUAGUGUGCCAGAGUCUGCACGACCUGCACGAUUACUGCCAGCCCCAUGCACCAGGGGCCCUGCUGAAGGCGGCCUUCAUCUGUGCGGGGAUUGUGCACAUUCACUCCGAGCUCCCACUGCACCAACAGCUGCUGCAGACCUUCGGGGGUGGCUUCGAGCUACACACCUGGUCUGAGCUGCCCCAUGGCUCCGGUCUCGGCACCAGCAGCAUCCUGGCUGGUGCUGCUCUGGCUGCCUUGCAACGGGCUGCAGGCCGGGCUGUGGGCACAGAGGCCUUGAUCCAUGCAGUGCUGCACCUGGAACAGGUGCUUACCACAGGAGGUGGCUGGCAGGACCAGGUGGGUGGCCUGAUGCCUGGCAUCAAGGUGGGGCGCUCCCGGCCCCAGCUGCCACUGAAGGUGGAGGUGGAAGAGAUCACUGUCCCUGAAGGCUUUGUCCAGAAGCUCAAUGAGCACCUGCUCCUGGUGUACACCGGCAAAACCCGCCUGGCUCGGAAUUUGCUGCAGGAUGUGCUGAGGAGCUGGUACGCCCGGCUGCCGGCUGUGGUGCACAAUGCCCACAGCCUGGUACAGCAGACUGAGAAGUGCGCGGAAGCCUUCCGCCAAGGAAGCCUGCCUCUCCUGGGCCUCUACCUGACAUCAUACUGGGAGCAGAAGAAGCUCAUGGCCCCAGGCUGUGAGCCCCUGGCUGUGCGGCAGAUGAUGGAUGUCCUGGCCCCCUACGUGCAUGGCCAAAGCCUGGCAGGGGCAGGUGGCGGGGGCUUUCUCUAUCUGCUGACUAAGGAACCACGGCAAAAGGAAGUUCUGGAGGCUGUGCUGGCCAAGACCAAGGGCCUUGGCAACUACAGUGUCCACCUGGUGGAAGUGGACAUGCAGGGCCUGAGCCUGCAGCUGCUGGGGAGUGAGGUCUCUACCUGAUGUCCAGUGCCAUGGGGCUGGCCCCUCCGGAAUAGGCAAGACCAGAGCUCCAGCUACCGUGCCAUUCCUUCUCUCAUGGGAGUUCACAUUCCUGAUUCCCCACUUGCCUCUUUGAAUUUGCCCUACAGGAAGCAAGACUUAGGCCAGGGAGGCAGUGUUGGAGGACGGGACUUGGUGACAAGGGCUGAGGCUUGGCUUUUGUUACAUCUGGACUAAGGGCCAAAAGCUCAGUGUCCCGUGUGGCCUUUACAAAUCACAUGGCCCAGUGGAGCCUUCUUCAGUCCACUAGGAUCCUGUGAGAAGGGGAGGACAACCAGUCAUAGCAGAUGGCUGGGGUCCCUUGGUAAGGCUGAGCCUAGAGGUCCUUGGAAGCUUUUCCUGUGGCUUGAGUUAAGGUUGCAGACUCCAUGCUCAAGACUCUGCAGCCCUCCUGGAGAAGUGGCUUGAGAGUGGGGCUCUGUUCCCAGGGCUGUGGCACUGAGCAGUGGUGGGUCUGCAGCAGGUCUGUGCUAGCCCAGGCCUUAGCCAGUAACCACACACAGAGUGCCAAGUAAGCGAUGCCUGUGGGCAAGGGGUUCUCAGAACUUGACAUUCUUGGAAUAAACUCAUUCUGCGUUGCAAGGUUA
This is a messenger RNA of Cavia porcellus (domestic guinea pig), 4282 nucleotides long. RefSeq names its product fucose kinase (gene Fcsk). The transcript has 25 exons. Gene Ontology annotation, biological process: GDP-L-fucose salvage. Gene Ontology annotation, molecular function: fucokinase activity; ATP binding. The coding region runs from base 699 to 3656 and encodes 985 amino acids. The record is from RefSeq and is a predicted model, not a curated record. Lineage: Eukaryota; Metazoa; Chordata; Mammalia; Rodentia; Caviidae.